Bufo gargarizans (Asiatic toad) is the source of this 843-nucleotide messenger RNA. RefSeq names its product gastrula zinc finger protein XlCGF71.1-like. The coding region runs from base 1 to 843 and encodes 280 amino acids. The transcript is spliced from 2 exons. NCBI's taxonomy places the organism in Eukaryota, Metazoa, Chordata, Amphibia, Anura, Bufonidae. The record is from RefSeq and is a predicted model, not a curated record.
AUGUCAACUAUUCACUUGCUGGUUAUUUGCACCAGAUCAAGCAGCUUUCAAAUACGUGAAACGCCGAAAGAAUUGAGCCGGCACAGCUCAGCAGCCGUACCAUUACAGUUCCACUCCAGACGCAGAGUCUUUUUGCUUUACAAAGGAUUGAGAAUUCACACAGAAGAUAAGCCGUUUUCAUGUAUAGAAUGUGAGAAGUGUUUUAGUCUGAAGUCAAUUCUUGUUCAACAUGAGAGAAUUCACACAGGAGAGAAGCCGUUUUCAUGUACAGAAUGUGAGAAGUGUUUUAGUCAGAAGUCACAUCUUGUUCUACAUCAGAGAUUUCACACAGAAGAGAAGCUGUUUUCAUGUACAGAAUGUGGGAAAUCAUUUAUUACAAAAAGAAAUCUUGUUGAACAUCAGAGAAUUCACACAGGAAUUAAACCGUAUUCAUGCUCAGAAUGUGAGAAGAGUUUUAGUCUUAAAACAAAACUUGCACGUCAUCAGAAAAUUCACACAGGGGAGAAGCCGUUUUCAUGUACAGAAUGUGAGAAGUGUUUUAGUCAGAAAUACCAUCUUGAUGCACAUCUGAGAAUUCACACAGGAGAGAAGCCAUUUUUAUGCUCAGAAUGUGAUAGUUGUUUUAGUCGGAAAUCACAUCUUGAUGCACAUCUGAAAAUUCACACAGGAGAGAAGCCAUAUUCAUGUACUGAAUGUAUGAAAUGUUUUAGUCAGAAGUCACAUCUUGUUGUACAUCAUAAAACUCACACAGAAGAGAAGCCAUUUAUAUGUACAGAUUGCGAGAAAGGAUUUAUUCAAAAAUCAAGUCUUUUAAAACAUUUAACAAUUCACACGAGGAAGUAA